Messenger RNA from Globicephala melas (long-finned pilot whale), 3157 nucleotides. RefSeq names its product family with sequence similarity 76 member A (gene FAM76A). The record is from RefSeq and is a predicted model, not a curated record. Lineage: Eukaryota; Metazoa; Chordata; Mammalia; Artiodactyla; Delphinidae. Gene Ontology annotation, cellular component: nuclear speck.
CCGCAGCCUGCCGCCGCCAGGUUGUGCUUCAGACUGUCAGAUAAAGCGGCGGGCCGGGCCGGUAGGGUUGUGAGCACGGCCCGGGCCGGACAUGGCGGCGCUCUACGCCUGCACCAAGUGCCACCAGCGCUUCCCCUUCGAGGCGCUGUCUCAGGGGCAGCAGCUGUGCAAGGAAUGUCGGAUUGCACACCCUGUUGUGAAGUGUACCUACUGUAGGACUGAGUACCAGCAGGAGAGUAAAACCAAUACAAUAUGCAAGAAAUGUGCUCAGAAUGUGCAGUUGUAUGGAACGCCCAAACCUUGUCAGUAUUGCAACAUAAUUGCAGCAUUUAUUGGCAACAAAUGCCAACGCUGCACAAAUUCAGAGAAGAAGUAUGGACCACCAUAUUCUUGUGAACAGUGCAAGCAGCAGUGUGCAUUUGACAGGAAAGAUGAUAGAAAGAAGGUAGAUGGGAAAUUGCUAUGCUGGCUGUGCACACUUUCAUACAAACGGGUCCUUCAGAAGACCAAAGAGCAGAGGAAGCACCUGAGCAGUUCUUCCCGUGCCAGCCACCAGGAGAAGGAGCAGUACAGUCGACUGAGUGGUGGCAGCCAUUAUAACAGCUUUUCCCCAGACCUGGCUCUGGACUCACCAGGCACUGACCACUUUGUCAUCAUUGCCCAACUGAAGGAAGAAGUAGCCACUCUAAAGAAGAUGCUGCAUCAAAAGGAUCAAAUGAUUUUAGAGAAAGAGAAGAAGAUCACAGAGCUGAAGGCUGAUUUUCAAUACCAAGAAUCUCAGAUGAGAGCCAAAAUGAACCAGAUGGAGAAAACCCACAAAGAAGUUACAGAACAAUUGCAGGCCAAAAACCGAGAGCUCCUGAAGCAGGCAGCUGCCUUGUCCAAGAGCAAGAAGUCAGAGAAGUCAGGAGCUAUAACCUCUCCAUGAGAGACCACAAGGACGCUCCUGGCAAUAGCAAUGGAUUCCUGGGUUAGGGUGGCAACGUAGCUGUUCUCUGGGAAUUGCAAGCUUUCUUAAGAAAUCUCUAUUUUACUAUAGUUAUCCUUCUUUGUGCGAUUGCAGUGAGGCUGAGUGGAAACACCUGGUUUGUGCUAUAUUAUGACUGCAUGCUUGAAUGUUUGGGGUUUCAGGCUCUCUCUCUCUCUCUCUCCCACUCUCUCUCACUCUCCCUCACUCCCCUCUCUACCCCCAACCCUCCUCUCAGUACUACUGUCUCUCUGUCUGUCUCUAUUUUGUUACUUUUUUAUGUGUGUGUGGUGUUCACUGCUCAGUGUUAUGUGCAGAAUGGUUUGGUUUUUUUUGUUUGGUCCAUCAUGGCAUCCUGCCAUACCCAUGAGCAAAUAGUUGGCAUUAAUUACAUAUCACUGCCACCCUCUGAACUUUGAAAACUGCCACCUUAAGACUUGGUACAGUGGAAGAGAAUUUUUCUCUCCAGUAAACCUUUUGCUUCAGGGUAUACUCUUGGGUUUUUUUCCAGGUGUAUUAUGUACUUUGUACUAUGUAUAGCCAGAGUUUUAUUUAUUUUUUAAAAAAAGAAACUUUUUCUUGAUAAAGGAGUAAUGGUAGCCUAGCGUGUUCUUCUUGUAAAAGUGAUGCCUCUUAAAAAAAAGUCCUACUCUCUAGCGUUUAGUAAAAGAAUCAGAUCUUUUCUUUCUUGUUACCUUGGAGUCUUAAAAACUGAUUGCUAAGGUGAAACAAUUCAAUAUAUAAGUAUGGAGUUAAGUGCCUUUUGGAGGAUUUCUUGGAAGACCAUGUAAGAAGAUACUUAAGGAAGGUAGCAAAGAUUUGGGCAGUCUGUCUUUCUAAGUAAAGGCAGAAAGAAGGGUUGUCCAGGUUGUACUGGACACUUCUCUCCCCCACCCCUUUCUUGAUUGUUUUACGUGACUGAUUUUAAAUUCUCACACUGCCACCUCUUUUUUAAAAAAUGCCCUUUACUUAUAUCAGUUGUCAUACUGGGCCAUUUUCAGGUAACUUUUUUUUUUACAUGAUUCAAAAUGGGAUAAUACUCAGACUACAGAGCAUUUUGGAGGUUAGUAUGAGCUGCUCAAGUAUGGACUGUAAGUCCUGGGAGAAUGAUAUCACUGUACCUUUUCCCCACUCCUCCUCACCCACCCCAGCCUGUACACUCCCUGCCUUUAAUGGAAAUGUGUUGAAAACAGCUGCUUCUCAAAAGCAGCUUGGCCGCAGCCUGAACUGUGUCCUGUUUUCCCUUCUUGACCCAAUAGGCACAUGGAUUCUCUUUUCCAGGUGAGAGGAUAGAUUUGCAUUUCUAGCUGUACUCUCAGGUCCUCUAGAUGAUGUUUGUGAAAGGAACUAGAGAUGUGUAGUGUGCCAUGAAACAGUAAAACCAGCUACCUUGGAAUCAUUGAUGCAGGGGGUGGUACUAGAGUUAGAGGUAAUCAUAAGGGCAGAUGACAUUUGUACCUCAGUCUACCAAAAGUGUAGCAGUAAGUUUAACUUGCUAGGCAUUUCCUAGGAGCAAAUGCUUCUAAUCUGUGAGCAUUCUCACAAGUGGAGCCAUGCACAUAAUUGGACAGAGAUGUGGCAAUGAGUGGCUUCCUUCUGGUAAGAGGAACAAUGGACCAUGUUACUUAUCUAUCACUCUAGUAGAGGAUGUAAUUUUCCCUUCUAAGCAAGGGAAAUGGCAGUGCUAAACAGUUUUGUAACUUUUUGAAUGAGAAACUUUUAGGUAAAGAUAAACUGUCAGAUAAUAUUUUCAGCUGCAUUUACAUUGACUAUGGGGAAAAGAUUGUGAAAAAAGUUACAGUCAUUUUUUUUUUAAUUUUAAAGACUUGAGAAAUUCUGUUACGUGAAGUGACAAUGUAAAAACACAUUUAGUUUUAUACUAAAUCUUUUUUUAAGGUCUUGGCAUUUAAUAUAAAGCAAAUCCACACAUUUUCUAACUUUCCACAAGUUCCAAAAAGGGAAGGAAGAAACCUCAGUCUUGAAAUUUUGGUUUUUAAAAAUCAUGACACUGUUUUACCGUGAAAUUGAGUAGCUAACUUUUGGUAACACCUUUUGUUUAUUUGUAUGUUUGUAAUAAUGGACCUUUUAAAACACAGGAAUGUUUUGGUUUGUACAGACUUUGAAAAAUGUGUGUUAAUAAAAAUUCAUAUUGACUUAAGUAUAAUUGUUUUUUUUUUUCAUUUCUUGCUG